Thlaspi arvense is the source of this 363-nucleotide messenger RNA. NCBI's taxonomy places the organism in Eukaryota, Viridiplantae, Streptophyta, Magnoliopsida, Brassicales, Brassicaceae. The record is from the annotation of a GenBank genome assembly.
AUGCUCCCCGAAGUACCUUUUGAGAAUUUCCGGACAGGGUCACAGUUCUUUGUGCUGACCCGCGAGCGCGCGAGGAUGGUUGUGAGUGGCAGCAAGUUGUGGUCAAAGUUCAAGCUACCAUGCUUGAAAAAAUACAUCUGUUACCCUGAGGAGCACUACUUCCCUACUUUAAUCGGCAUGAAGGACCCAGGCGGAUGCAUUCCAGCAACCCUUACCCACGUAGACUGGAGCAUCAGACGGUACGGGCAUCCCCGCAUGUACAGGGCUUCUGAGGUGGGUCCAGACUUGAUUGCGAAGAAGUUCUCCGGGGACUCAAUCCAGCCGUUGUUGAGAAUAGCUCCCGACAUCAUCUUCAAAGAUUAG